Molecule: messenger RNA, 2079 nt
Organism: Enterobius vermicularis (human pinworm)
Lineage: Eukaryota; Metazoa; Nematoda; Chromadorea; Rhabditida; Oxyuridae
Source: the annotation of a GenBank genome assembly
AUGAACAGCAUUGUACAGAUAUAUUUUAAGGUCUCAUCUGGAGUUUGUAUUGCACCAAGCCCAGACUUGAAUGUUAGUUCGCAAAUUGUUUCAUUUUCUUCCUCCGAUUACAAACAGUUCACUAGUGACGUAAUUCCUCGUCCUCCGACGCCGCCGGUCAUAAGUGAAAGCGAGCCAAAUACAGCUUCUAAUGAAGAAAAUAUUAAGAGGGACGAGGUCCACCAUGCUGAAGGUCCCUCUAGCAGCAAAACAGCAGAAGGAGCUGAGGAUUUUAACUGCGACAUAUUCUCAUCGGAAGACGAGGAGGCCAUUGAUUCAAUGCUUGAAAGGCCUUUUGAAGAUGGUCAGACGAGUAAGUUAACAAUACCAGAAGAAGGGGAAAAGAGAGAGAAGGUUGUGUUGGCGCAUCGUGAUACAGACUACUUUGACGUGUUACCGGAAGGCUGGGUCGAAGUUACACACAGUUCUGGUCUACCUAUAUACCUCCAUAAAGCGUCGAGAGUUUGCACCUUUUCUCGCCCGUACUUUAUUGGGCCUGGUAGCGUUCGUCACCAUUCGGUUCCCGAGUCGGCUAUACCCUGCCUUCAUCAAAAGAGGGUUUUGAAGCAAGUAGAAGAGCGAGCAAAAGAAAGUGAAGCAGCUCUUGAAGAAGCUUUAAAGAGCUCAAACAGUAACCUUGAGGGAGCAGAUCGUGAAGAACUUGCUAAACUGACUAUUGCACGGCUUCAAGCACCAGGGACAAAAGUUCAAGUUAAAUUCCAGUCAGCUGAAGAUUUUAAACAACGACAGUUAACUCCUCAGGCACUACAUGAAUACGCUAAGAAAGUCUUUCGCUUUAAAACUAUCCAAAUAUAUCGUUUCAAUAAGUGGUCGGCCACUCGUAGUUUUCAUCGUCAGAAAAAGAUGGCAGAAGCCGAACGUCUAGGUAAAUUAGCUCCAGGAAUUGAGGUUCCGACCGGGCGUCCUACGCUUCCAUCGAACGUUCAACUUAUUACUGUUCCUGCUUUGGAAAAUAAUCAGAAACCUCAUCAUAAGGGCUUCUUCUUGAAUCCUCAUGGUAAAACUUCUGUGAGCAUUUUGCACGAGUAUGUACAGAAAGUGUUGAAGAGCACAAUUAGUUACGAAUUUGAAGAAACGAGGAACUCCUCCACUCCGUACGCCUGUUGUGCACGAUUGAAAAUCAACCUGAGUAAUCGGGUUAUGAAUGCUGUUACUAUCAAGGAGAAGUUGUUACUGUUACAGGAGAAAGAAAAGAGAGAUCAAGAGCUGCAGAACAAUGGGGAGAAUUCUGCAGAAGAUUUUGUUGUUCUUGGGAGAGGAUGCGGAAACAGUAAGAAGGCAGCGAAGUUAGAUGCGGCGAAAAGUGCACUGAAAAUACUUAUUCCGGCUAUUGAAUUUGAUUCUGAGGGGAUAGCAAGGACGCAAAAAAAGGAGAAUGAAGAUGCAAAAUGUGAGGAGGGAGAUGCGGUGGCCCUAUUUGAUAUGCUUCCAAUAGAAGAUUCACGUAUUCCGGAUUUAUCGGCACGCGCUGGGCAACCAUCACCAUACUUAAUUUUACAGGAAUGCUUGAAAAGACAUGCUGUUCACGGUGACACAGAAAUUAAGUUGCGUUCAGAAAGGGUAAAACACCAAAAGCAUAAGUUUGAUAUGGAUGUUGGAAAACACAGGGUUUCUGUUAUUUGCUCAAACAAACGGGAAGGUAAACAAAUGGCAUCUCAGGCAAUGUUAAAGAAAUUGCAUCCACAGUUUGAUAAUUGGGGAUCACUUAUUCGUUUAUAUGGCCAGGAAACGCAGCAGAAGCAUCAAGAAGCUAGGCGUUGUCGGCAAAGUAUCAUUAAAUUACAAGGUUCGCGAGAUAAGGGUAGUUCGUCACUUGAACCAAACCGAGCAAUUCUUGAAAAGUUAAGAAGUGAAAUGUUGAAUGUUUUGAAGAGCAAAUCACGAUCAGAGAACAUGAGGAUUAGGCCACCGUUAUCCUAUUCGGGAGAAUUGCUGGAUGGUGAAAAGGUCGCAGAGCAGUCUGAAAUGUAUGCGAAAUCUCAUCCUGAUACGCAAUCCACUUUUAGGAUUGACUUUUAA